This is a messenger RNA of Psammomys obesus (fat sand rat), 4477 nucleotides long. It is a transcript of the gene Gnb1l, whose product is annotated as G protein subunit beta 1 like. NCBI's taxonomy places the organism in Eukaryota, Metazoa, Chordata, Mammalia, Rodentia, Muridae. The coding region runs from base 234 to 1214 and encodes 326 amino acids. The record is from RefSeq and is a predicted model, not a curated record. Gene Ontology annotation, molecular function: protein binding. The transcript is spliced from 8 exons.
GUGCGGAGGUGCCAGGGCGGGCACGUCCGGGGCGGCUGCGCGCACGCCAAGGGGGCGUGCCUGGCGAGACUUUGGCUAAGAUCCUAGGAUCCCACAGCGUCAGGCUAGGAGCUCGGCGGCUGGGUGGCUGUGGGAUCCUGCCCUCGGAAGUACGCUGUUGUGCCUGGUGUGCGAGAGCAGAUCCUCUGACCUGGCGGCCCCUUCUGCGCAUUCUCGGGACUGCAUUUACCCACAUGGCAGCCCUGCUCCCACCACCGCCUAGUCCCAGAUUUGUCCUCCGAGGCACACAGUCAGCUGUGAACACGCUGCAUUUCUGCCUACCAUCCCAAGCUCCAGAAAGCCCGCUCCUUUUCUCAGGGUCUCAGGGUGGCCUGGUGCACAUCUGGAGCCUGCAGACAAGAAGAAUGGUUGCCACCCUAAAUGGCCACAGUGGACAGGGUGUAACCUGGUUGAAGACACUGCCCCAGGGACACCAGCUCCUCAGCCAGGGCCGGGACCUGCGGCUGUGUGUGUGGGACUUGGCAGAGGGCAGGAACGCUAUCAUGGACUCAGUUCAGUUGGACAGUGUGGGCUUCUGCAGGAGCUCUGUUCUGACCAGGGGACAGCUAAGCUGGAUGCUUGCUGUGCCAGGGAAGGGCAGUGAUGAGGUUCAGAUUCUGGAGAUGCCAUCCAAGACGUCAGUGUGCACCCUGAAGCCGGAGGCGGAUGCCAAGCCAGGCAUGCCCAUGUGCCUGGGGCUGUGGCAGAGCAACUCCAAUCUCCGCCCCCUCCUUCUGGCUGGCUAUGAGGAUGGAUCGGUAACCCUGUGGGACAUCUCAGAGCGGAAGGUGUGCAGCCAAAUCGCCUGCCAUGAAGAACCUGUCAUGGGCCUUGACUUCGAUUCUCAGAAGGCCAAGGGCGUCUCAGGCUCUGCCGGGAAGGUACUGGCUGUCUGGAGUCUGGACGCCCAGCAGUCCCUGCAGGUGUACAAGACUCAUGAACUCACAAAUCCUGGAAUUUCUGAAGUCACUCUCCGGCCAGACCGUAAGAUCUUAGCCACAGCAGGCUGGGACCAUCGCAUCCGUGUGUUUCACUGGAGGACGAUGAAGCCACUGGCUGUUCUGGAUUUCCACAGUGCUUCUGUGUACUGUGUGGCCUUUGCCACUGAUGGCUUGCUCGCUGCAGGGUCCAAGGACCAACGCAUCAGCAUCUGGUCACUCUACCCCUGCCUGUGACUCAGCUGUAGGACACUGGUGUCUUACUCCAGUCUCGACCCAGUUUUGUGGAAGGUUCCCAAGGCUCUCUGAGGACUGCAAAGUAUGGCCAAAGGUCUGUGAAUCCACUUUGUUCAUGAGGUUCCCUGCACCUUUUGUGACCUGUCAUUCAGAUGAUAGACACCUGACACUUGGAGCUUGUAAGAGGCACAACUUACAAGCUCCAAGACACGGUCGUGUGGCCAGCCUAAACAUAUUUGACAAUAAAUUUUCCAUUGCCAGCCUGAAGGGUCAGGGUGGGAACUUUCCACGAAGAUGUCCCAUAUUCUCCCCUUAGGGUCAGAGCAUUCAGAUGCUCUGCAGGCUCAUCAUCAGCCGUACUUUUUUUUUAAAGAUUUAUUUAUUUUAUUAUGUAUACAGUGUUCUGCCUGCAGGCCAGAAGAGGGCACCAGAUCUCAUUACAGAUGGUUGUGAGCCAUCAUGUGGUUGCUGGGAAUUGAACUCAGGACCUCUGGUAGAGCAAGCAGUGCUCUUAACCUCUGAGCCAUCUCUCCAGCAUCAGUCGUACUUUUAAGCAGGAAGUUCUGGGUGAAGAAGGUACUUGGGGCUUGGCCUCGGGAGGCUGUCAGUGCCACAGUGGCUGCCUGCCACAUCCCGCUGGCUUUUUGCCCCAGAAAUGUUCAGGGACUCCUGACAUCCAGGGCUGGGGUCAGGAUGACGAAAGGAUGGAACCUGGCUUUCUGAAGAGGGAGGCAGGAGAGGGUUAAUAGGGUGACCAAGGUGGUCAGGGAACAGGGAGCGUGUAAAAUGCAGUACAAGGCCAGAUAGAAGACCAGAAAAGGAAGCCCUGACCUCCCUCCGACGGGGAAAGAAGGACAGGCUGUCUCUAAGUGAACCUGCAGGAGGCAGAGAAACAGCUGAGAUAGGACAGGAGCCAGGGCCCUCCGUAAUGCCCAGGGCACAAUCACAGCCUUAUGGUAUGUGGACUAACAGUGAGCACGCAAAGCCUCUUUUAGCACAUGGCUGACCGGUGAGUAGCCUCUGAGGUGGUGUUGACUGGGGGGACCAGACUGUGGAGGUGAGGAUGCAAUUAAGGAAUGCAGACCUCAGACCUCACCUCUUCAAUCAUUGCCAGAAAGAUCCCUGUGCCCAAAGAACUGGAGCGCCCCCAAGUGCUGCCCCUCUGGACCUCUAGUCUGUAACUAAACACUACACACAGCAGGCUGAAUGUAUCUGUGCUGAAUGUAUCCUACCACCGCAGUAUAGCCUGGUGUCCCCAAGCUGGGGAACAUGUGUAGGAGGCCAGGAAAGGAAUGUGUGGUCCAGGUGAAGUAUAUGCUGCAGGUGAGCCAGGAGGGCAUGCCUCUUGCCCCACGAAGAGGGAGACAGUUGCCAGGGGAGCCAGCAUCCCCAGAGGGCUUUAUGGUUGCUCCUCUCUGUAUGCCUGUGAAAGGUAUGGCUCGUGCGCGCACACACACAGGCCUGGCUCCAACUGAAGCCCUGGGAGGUUACCAUAGCAACCAGAGUUCCAGCUUGGAAUCCCUAAAUGGAGUGGGGAUUACUCGCUGCUGCAUGGACAAAAGGUGGCACUUAGUCUCCAAAGACAGGUGGGAACACUUCUUGUUAUAGGCUGUAAACUGGAAGCUGCGCCUAGCAGAAUCUGACUGGUAGAGCUCUGUGACAGGCUGGCUUUCCUGGAGUCCCUAGAGAUGGGCCAGCUUGGUGCACAUAGGCAUGUAGACUUAGGCACAGGUCACCAGAGCAGACCUUGGUCACAGGCACAGGCUUCUUCACUCCCUUUGAAGGAAGUCUCUGCUAGAGUACCAGCCAGACACUGCUCAUCCUUCAAGAAUCCCCAGGGGAUCUGCCACCAAUUACCCUGUUGUAUCACCCUUGUAUAAGUUCUAACACCAAGACCUUAAGAAUUAGGCCCCAUAGCUUGGAGCCUCUGAAGUCAAGACAAGGCCCCAAGUUUCUCAGGUUAAAGGUUGGGGGUGCCUUGGCCUCCCACUCUAUCCUCUUCCAGAAUUUUUAAAGGAGAGAGAGAAAAAAGAAGAAAGAAACAAUUAAGGGGGAAUGGGGAGGAGACAGCAAAGCUUCUUGUCUGUCUUAGGCCAGUAUAAACAGGAGGGUACCUGUUACAGUUGGAAUGUGAAACACAUCAGCUCAUGUGUUUGAACACUUGGUCCCCAGAUGGGGGUGCUAGUUUGGAAGAUUGUGGAACCUUUCAGAGGGAGAGUCUCUGGAAGAAAUGGGUCACGGGGUGGAGGGGGCUUGAGGUUUCUAUCCUCCCCACUGUCCUUCCUGACUAGAUACAGUAGGAGCAGCCACCUCCCAGGGUUGAGUCUGCCAUAGUGAACUGUGUGAUCUCAAACUGUAAGCCACAAUAAACAUUUUCUACCUUAGGUUGCUUCUCUUCAGCUAUUUGGGCACAGAGAUGAGAAAAAUAACUAAUACAGCAGCCCUCCAUCCCCAGGUAACCCAAGGCAGGAGUAAAGAAUCAGACAGAAAGUCACAGCCGUUCCGUUACAGGGAAUAUAGGUGUGAGUCACAGGCCAGUGCCUCAGUGGCCCCCUUAAGAGAAGUGGCAGUAGAGCCGAAACUUUAAUCCCAGCACUCAGGAGGCAGAGGCAGGUAGAUAUCCGAAUUCCAGCCCAGCUAGGGUGAUGAGGAGAGAUCUUAUCAAAGAAAGUGAGAGGAGGGCCAGGUUGGUUGUAGGAAAAUUGGUGAGCCCAUCUAUGAAUGGAGACGAUAGUCCCAUUCUUGUCUGUGCCCGACCGCUGUUGUGAUGCCCAGGGCAGUGCUGUCCUGUGGGUGCCUUUUACCAGCGCUGUUGGAGAUGCUAUCAAGCCUGUGUGGCUCAGUACGGCUGUUCUCAGGAAGCCUCAUCUCACACAAGCUCUGCCAAGCCUUUUCCACCCCUUCCUUGUCGCCCCGCUGGAGGUGGCAGCCAGUGUGACACCGCCUGUAGGCUUUCAGGGCCCCUGUGUCCAAGGGCUGGUGGUUACAAAGCUGUCUCCACCAAAGUGGAACCUUCUCUCCUGCUGCCAAGGAAGGAGGCUCAUAGGACUCAGCUCUGGGAUUCUCAAGGCCCUUCCCCAAACUUAACAAAAGGCAGUAACAGUUACUUGGAAGAGGACACUGUCCAGUGGACCGCCUACAUGUUGGACAGCGAGCUCCAGGGGCACAGCUUUUGUGAGAGAUCCCCAGUACUGGCAUGAGUCAUCUCGGCUGCCUUUGAGCCACCUAUGGUCCUGCAGGUAACCCCAAUAAAAUCAUUCACU